AUGGUACUUUCUUCUUGUGAUUGGACUUAUGAUGUUUUUCUAAGCUUCAGAGGCACUGAUACCCGAAACAACUUUACUGGUAAUCUCUACAGUUCUCUCCAUCAAAGAGGUAUAAACACUUUCUUUGAUGAGGAAGAAAUUCAAAAAGGAGAUGAACUCACACCUACUCUUCUCCAAGCCAUUGAACAUUCGAGAAUUUUCAUUGCUGUUUUCUCCAAUGACUAUGCAUCUUCAACUUUCUGUUUGACAGAGCUUGUCACCAUUCUUGAGUGCGCCAACUCACAAGGAAGGUUAUUUUUUCCUAUUUUUUAUGAUGUGAAUCCUUCCCAUAUUCGACACCUAACUGGAACUUAUGGUGAAGCUUUCAAAAAACAUAGAAAGAGGUUUAAAAAGGACAAGGAUAAGGUGCAGAAAUGGAGGGAUGCUUUGCAACAUGCUGCUAAUGUUUCCGGAUGCCAUUUCAAACCAGGGUCUGAAUCAGAAUAUAAGUUUAUUGGAAAGAUAGUUGAUGAGAUCUCUAUUAAAAUCAACCGUGUUCCUUUGCAUGUUGCAAACAACCCUAUUGGGUUGGAGUCUCGAGAGUUAGAAGUAAUAUCUCUCCUUGGAUUUGAGUCUGGUGAUAGAGUCAACAUGGUAGGCAUUUAUGGAAUUGGCGGAAUAGGAAAAUCAACACUUGCUCGUGCUGUGCAUAACUUGAUUGCUAAUCAAUUUGAAAGUGUGUGUUUUCUUGCUGACAUAAGACAGAGGGAAGCUCGUGACGGUCUUGUGCACCUCCAAGAAACACUACUUUCUGAAAUACUUGGGGAGAAAGAUAUGAAAGUGGGAGAUAUUAAUAAAGGAAUUUCAAUAAUUAAAAGGAGGCUUCAAAAAAAGAAAGUACUUUUGAUUCUUGAUAAUGUUGAAAAGGUGCAACAGUUGCAGGCACUUGUAGGAGGAGAUGAUUGGUUUGGCUCUGGCAGUAAAGUUAUAAUCACUACCAGAGACAAGAAUUUGUUGACCACUCAUGGGAAUGUGAAACUAUAUGAGGUUAAACAACUAACAAAUGAUAAGGCUCUCGAUCUGUUUAGUUGUCAUGCAUUUAAAAAUCAUGAAAAUAAUCUAGAUUAUGUGGAUAUUGCAAAACGUGCAGUAUCUUAUUGUCAUGGUCUUCCGUUGGCUUUGGAGGUGAUAGGCUCUCAGUUGUGUGGAAAAAGUUUAUCUGUAUGGAAAUCCUCGUUAGAUGUAUAUGAAAGAGUCAUUCAUAAAGACAUCCAUGCCAUUCUUAAAGUUAGCUAUGAUAAUUUGGAAGAAGAUGUAAAGGGUAUGUUUUUAGACAUAGCCUGUUUCUUUAAUUCUUAUGAAAUAGGCUAUGUCAAAGAAAUAUUAUACUUACAUGGUUUUCAUGCGGAACAUGGCAUAAAAGAGCUUACUGACAAAUCUCUCAUGAAAAUUGAUACUAAUGGUUGUGUGAGAAUGCAUGACUUGAUUCAAGACAUGGGCAGAGAAAUUGUGAGGCAGGAAUCAACGUUGGAGCCUGGAAGGCGCAGUAGAUUAUGGUUUAGCGAUGACAUUCUUCAUGUUUUGGAAGAAAACAAGGGAACUGAUUCAAUAGAAGUCAUAAUUGCUGACUUGCGCAAAGUCAGAAAAGUGAAAUGGUGUGGAAAAGCCUUCGGACAAAUGAAGAACUUGAGAAUUCUUAUAAUUAGAAAUGGACGGUUUUCCCAAGGUCCUCAAAUUCUUCCAAAUAGUUUGAAAGUGCUUGAUUGGAGUGGAUAUCAAUCCUCCUCUUUACCUUCUGAUUUCAAUCCGAAGAAUCUUGCAAUACUCAACCUGCCUGAAAGCUGCCUUAAACAGUUUGAGUCAUUCAAGGCGUUUGAGAUGUUGAACUUUCUUGAUUUUGAAGGCUGCAAUUUCCUAACCGAAAUACCUAGCUUAUCUAGAGUACCGAAUUUGGGGGCGCUGUGUGUCGAUAACUGCACUAAUUUAAAUAGAAUCCACGAAUCUGUUGGGUUUCUUGACAGGCUUGUGUUAUUAAGUGCUCAAGGAUGCAACCAACUAGAAAAUUUGGUUCCCAAAAUCAACUUGCCAUCUCUGGAGACUUUAGAUUUAAGGGGUUGCUCGCGUCUCGAGAGCUUCCCUGAGGUAGUUGGAGUUAUGGAGAAUAUAAAAGAUGUUUAUUUAGACCAGACUGCCAUAAAACAAUUGCCGUUUACAUUUGGAAAUCUGGUUGGACUCCAACGUUUGUUCUUGAGGGGAUGCCAAAGGAUGAUCCAACUACCAAGCUAUAGAUUUCCCAAAUGUGAGAUAGUUACAACUUAUGGUUGUAGAGGAUUUCGAUCAUUCGACAAUGAAGAAAAAGUGCGCCCAAAAGUGUUUGAAGAUACCAUGUUUGUUUAUUCUGAACAUGGAUGGUCCUACCUUAAUAUGUAUUCUCGCUAUACCACCUCCAAUGAUGUCAUUGAAGUAUGUAGUCCUCUGCAUAAUUCAGAAGUCACUAAAUUUCAGUUUUUCGAUGCAAGCAAAAAUGUUGAGGUUAAAAAGAACAAAUCAUCUGUGUGCUUUUGGUUCCGAAAUAAAUUCCCCAGGAUAGUUCUAGUGUGUGAUGUAGAAUCUGAAAAGCAUUUGGACAACAUGGCGUUGAAUUUCGAGUUGAAUGUACUCAUCAAUGGCACUAAUCAACUUGCUUCCUCAUGUGAAUACAUAUUUUAUCCAGAAAAAAAGACAGUACAUACUCUUCAUUGUCAGGUACAAUGCAAAGUGGAGGGCGUAUUUUCAAAGAAUGAGUGGAAUCAAGUGGAUAUUUUAUGUGAGAUAAAACAUCUCAUGCCUUGUGAUUUUGAAGGGGUGAUGGCCUAUCAGGACCGGACCUCUAAGAGGAUUGUGAAGUGGUAUGUCAUCAGUGUCAUGAUAGAAAACAAAAGGGAUGAUUAG
Lathyrus sativus (Indian pea) is the source of this 2910-nucleotide messenger RNA. The record is from the annotation of a GenBank genome assembly. Lineage: Eukaryota; Viridiplantae; Streptophyta; Magnoliopsida; Fabales; Fabaceae.